GCCGACUGUGCUUUCCAGUGAAGCGCCGUUGGUCUCUCAGCGCCGAAGGCAGUUAUCCCCGUCGUAGUCGCCGCUCUCGCCGACGCGCCGCCGCGCCGCCGCCUCGCCCCUCUCGCCGCCUCGCCGUCUCACAGAGAGAGAGAGAGGUUUCUUCUUCUUCUUUAAUCCGUCCACUCUGCACAUUGUCACGGAAUUGAAGGCGGCUCAAUCCCCUAGGGCUUCUCGCAUCGGUACCUGGGUGCUUCCAUUCUUGGCUCGUCGCGUGAUUAUCUUGGGCUCUGAUCUGGUCACUAAAAUCGGGCACGACUUGCCGACGAGCCAAGGCAAAGACAUAUUCUCAGAUUUGUCCCAAAGGUGUCUUUUCUGAUUCUUCCAACAGCCUGGGUUUUGGAACAUUGUGUAGUCUAGGGAGAGAAACCAUGGGCUUUGGAACCCUAAGGGCCAUCAUCCGACCUAUUUCAAGAACCCUACUAUCAGCCCAUACUGCCCCCCCUUCCACUUGCAGCAGGCCUCCGAUUGUUGCUUACCGGUCUCCUGCCCUUUCCUUUGGUUCACUCCACCACAAUGUUCCAUGGAUCUUGGCGUCGAGGGCUUUGCACAGCUUAACAGAUACUCGGUUCCCAAAGAGACGUCCCAGUGACAAACCUCGCAGGAAAAGGGCUAGUUUGAGACCCCCUGGGCCUUAUGCUUGGGUUAAAUAUGUGCCUGGUGAACCAAUACUUCCAAACCAACCCAAUGAGGGAAGUGUAAAACGGAGGAAGGAGAAAAAGCGAAUGAGACAACGGAGGGCAUUUAUAUUGGCAGAGGCUAAGAAGAGGAAAGCCCAACUACAAGAAGCAAAUAGGAAGAAGAAUAUUAAAAGAAUAGAGCGUAAGAUGGCAGCAGUGGCAAGGGAAAGAGCAUGGGCCGAGAGACUGGCGGAGUUGCAGCGGCUGGAAGAAGAGAAGAAAAAUGCCAUGGUUUGAUUGACUUGAUUUCUUCAAUCUGCACCAGCUGGUGAUGCUGCUUCCACCUUUUUCCCCUUUGUAACUGGAUCACCGAAUUUUCACUUUUUUAAAAAAAAAAAUUUAUUUUGUUUAGGGAUUAAUACAUCCUUGUUUUCUCCUUUAAAUAAUAUGUCGAAAUUUCUGGUAGGCAGAGCCAUGCGAUUUUUACUUCAAUUGAAUACUAUUUAUAUGUUUAAUUGAGUAAUUUGGCGAAUAAUAAGAUCAAAUACUAGGCAGAAUUUAUAAAUUAAAUGUGGCUUAUUAGCUCA
Molecule: messenger RNA, 1255 nt
Organism: Diospyros lotus (date-plum)
Lineage: Eukaryota; Viridiplantae; Streptophyta; Magnoliopsida; Ericales; Ebenaceae
Exons: 6
Coding region: 420-965 (181 amino acids)
Cellular component (GO): mitochondrion
Source: RefSeq, a predicted model, not a curated record